UGGCCAAAUUGGAAGUGGAAGGAACCCCCUAUAAAUCAGCUCACUCUGGGCAGUGGGGUCAGAGCUGCAGACUAGCUGUGGAAAGAGCCUGAUCACCACCAUGAACUUCUCCGGAAAAUACCAACUGCAGAGCCAAGAAAACUUUGAGGCCUUCAUGAAGGCUAUUGGUUUGCCUGACGAACUUAUCCAAAAAGGGAAAGACAUCAAGGGGGUGACAGAAGUGGUGCAGAAUGGUGACCACUUCAAAGUUGUAGUCACCACUGGUGCCAAAGUGAUCACUAAUGAGUUCACCUUGGGAGUGGAGUCUGAGCUGGAGACCAUGACUGGAGAGAAGGUCAAGGCUGUAGUUCAAAAGGAAGGUGAGAAUAAGCUGGUGACAUCUUUCAAAGGCAUCAAGUCUGUGACUGAACUCAAUGGUGACACCGCCACCCAUACCAUGACACUAGGAAACAUUGUCUUCAAGAGGAUCAGCAAGAGAAUCUAGACAAGUCUGCAUUUCCUAUUCUUUUACUAUGUAAAAUUAAUGUAAUAAAGUGAACUUUGUUUUAUUUUU
This is a messenger RNA of Suncus etruscus (white-toothed pygmy shrew), 553 nucleotides long. RefSeq names its product fatty acid binding protein 1 (gene FABP1). Gene Ontology annotation, molecular function: fatty acid binding. The coding region runs from base 101 to 484 and encodes 127 amino acids. Gene Ontology annotation, cellular component: cytosol; nucleus. Gene Ontology annotation, biological process: fatty acid transport. Lineage: Eukaryota; Metazoa; Chordata; Mammalia; Eulipotyphla; Soricidae. The transcript has 4 exons. The record is from RefSeq and is a predicted model, not a curated record.